Messenger RNA from Dioscorea cayenensis subsp. rotundata (Guinea yam), 1653 nucleotides. Its product is annotated as BTB/POZ domain-containing protein At3g05675-like. Lineage: Eukaryota; Viridiplantae; Streptophyta; Magnoliopsida; Dioscoreales; Dioscoreaceae. The coding region runs from base 213 to 1517 and encodes 434 amino acids. Gene Ontology annotation, molecular function: protein binding. The record is from RefSeq and is a predicted model, not a curated record. The transcript has 2 exons.
UGCUCACUUAAGUUAUUCGCUAUCCUUUGCUCCUUUUGGUGCCUUUCUUGCAGGCUUCUCUCUCUCUCUUGUCUUGGUCCAUGGGGUAGGAUUCCGGGUUGGGGCUCUUCUUGUGCUCUGGCAUUAGCUCGAUCUCCAUGAAUGUUAUUUAGCUUCCUCACUUGUUUUCUGUACAUAUAAAGCAUGAGUCUGGUUGUGUACUUUGUGGCCUCAUGGACAAAACUAGCAUAGAGCAGACAAGUGAAUUUGGUGAUCAGUCCACUAGUGAUGUUACUGUUUGUUUGAGAAGCAGAGAUGGGAUGCCAGAAUUGUUCUACUGCCACUCCUCCAUUUUGAAGCAAAAGAGUGGGUUCUUUGCAGAACAGCUUAUCAGUGACAACACUUCACCUAAAAACUACAUUGAAGUGAAAUGUCAGGGAUCGGAGUAUGACCAUUACGCUAAGCUCUUGAAGCUCCUUUAUCUCUCGGAAGAUUUGAUCUUAGACUCAUGGGAUGCUGUAAAAACAGCUCUUGGUGUACUUCGAGCUUCAAUUGCUCUUCAAUGUGAAGGAAUUACAAAUAGCUGCAUACAAUACUUGGAGGCUGUCCCAUGGGAAGAAAAGGAGGAAGAGGAAAUUCUAAAAAUUACUCCAGCCCUGGGAACAGCAGCCACUGCUUUAUUAGCCCGAAUCCGACCUGUAAAUGAGAAUGCAGCCAAGAAUGUUUUCCUUUCUGCUAUUCAUUUUGCGACCACGGCAGAAAGUUCAUUUCCUCUCUAUGCUGAUGAACUAAAAACUUCGGCUCAGGAACAGGUGGAAUACAUGCUGGUGGAAGAUGAAGAUACUCCGUUGGUGAUUUUGGAUGAGGACGUAAGGUCUGAAGUAAGGACAGGCCUUGCACGGGUAUUCACCAGAUUCGAAGGAGAGUUAAACACACUAAACAUUUUUUUUGAUCUGUCCCCACAGGAAGCAGAAGAGAGAAUGCUACAAUGCCUAUCAGACAUUGACUGGAUGUGUAAUAUUUUACCAAAGAUGGAAAUGAUGAAGGAUUUUAUUUCAAACUGGAUCGGCAUCUCUGCACAUAUGCUAGCAAUAAUUCAGGCUGAUGCAUAUUGUUCUGGUUUGUGGGCUGUCAAAGCAAAGCUGAUAGAAUUAGCAGGGAAGGCUUUCGACGCUGUCGGUUAUGGCAGUGUUGUGCUUCCGGCCCCCUCGAGGCUUCAUUUCCUUAAGACAUGGCUACCUUAUAUGAGGAAAAUGAAGCCGAUCUUGGAUUCACAGAGUGAAGGUGAUGAUUCCUUUCCUCACAAGAUGGACACUGAUCAAUGCCAAAAUAUUGAGGGGGCUAUCAUAUCAUUAGUUUUAGCUUUGCCGUCGAAUGAUCAAGCGGAAAUACUCGGUGAUUGGAUGAAGAUGGCUGAGAAGGUGAAGUUCCCUGAUCUCAGUGAGGCGUUCGAGGUUUGGUGUUACAGAACGAAGACAGCGAAGAGGAGGCUGAUGGUAGGCCUCAAUGGUGUCGGUAAUCCUACCGUCACCCUCUAAAUAAGGUAUCAAUCUAGAUUUCAUCUUUCACCUUGUUUUACUGGAUUAAUACUUAAUCAAGAUUGAUUUUGAUAUGUAUCUUUGUCAGAAUCAAAUUAUUUUAGUUUAUUUGAGCCAUUAAGCCUUUUCUUCUCAA